AUGUCUGUGACAUUAAACGACCACUUUUCAGAUAGUGCGAAAGCUGAUGAUGUGGCAAAAUACGUGGAGGAUGAGGACUAUUAUCAUGGGCUUUUACCGAGAGAGGAUAUCGCAUGCAUUCUUGAAAAGGUUGGUGAUUUCAUAAUCCGAGCAACACAACCGAGGCCGACUGAUCCACGAGAAAUUGUCGUUUCAGUAAGAGUCAAACCUAACGAAGAUGAUCCGGUUACGAUUCCAUUGAUGCCAUCAGAUUGUUGCAUUCGAUUUUAUAAGACUCUUUGUGAACUGAAGAUUCGACAUAUUGUAAUAAGAAGACGUAUGAAAGAAGACGGUUCGCUGGAAUGGCGUGCGAUUGAAGAUGAGUGUUAUUCAUCAGUGCGAGAACUUAUCGAUAAUUAUAUGGCAUCAGGACGGCCACUUAAUCCUGAGGUCAAAUCAUCUGUAUUAAUUCGUUCAAUUAAAAGGAAACCAUGGGAAUUUUUGCAUGAAGAUAUAAAAUUAAAUGAUUUACUUGGUGAAGGGCAAUAUGGUGAGGUUCGUGCAGGUGAAGCGCUUGUGAAUGGUAGAAAAUUAUCGGUGGCUGUUAAAGUUGCAAAAGUAGUGAAAGAAGAAUCACAAUUGGCGAAAGCAAAAGAGAAAAUCAAAGAGAUGAUGCAUGAAGCACGU
Messenger RNA from Anisakis simplex (herring worm), 666 nucleotides. The record is from the annotation of a GenBank genome assembly. NCBI's taxonomy places the organism in Eukaryota, Metazoa, Nematoda, Chromadorea, Rhabditida, Anisakidae.